This is a messenger RNA of Williopsis jadinii, 2144 nucleotides long. RefSeq lists its product as uncharacterized. NCBI's taxonomy places the organism in Eukaryota, Fungi, Ascomycota, Saccharomycetes, Phaffomycetales, Wickerhamomycetaceae. The record is from RefSeq and is a predicted model, not a curated record. The transcript has a single exon. The annotation marks the transcript as partial.
ACGUCAGAAGAGACCUCAGAAGAGACCUCAGAAGAGACCUCAGAAGAGACCUCAGAAGAGAUCUCAGAAGAGACCUCAGAAGAGACAUCUGAGGAGACAUCUGAAGAGACCUCAGAAGAGACCUCAGAAGAGACGUCAGAAGAGAUCUCAGAAGAGACGUCAGAAGAGACGUCAGAAGAGACCUCAGAAGAGACCUCAGAAGAGACCUCAGAAGAGACCUCAGAAGAGACCUCAGAAGAGACCUCAGAAGAGACCUCAGAAGAGACGUCAGAAGAAUCAUCAGAAGAAUCAUCAGAAGAAUCAUCAGAAGAAUCAUCUGAAGGAUCCUCUGCUGAAUCCUCUGAGGAAUCCUCUGCUGAAUCCUCUGCUGAAUCCUCUGAAGAAUCCUCUGAAGAAUCCUCUGAAGAAUCCUCUGAAGAAUCCUCUGAAGAGUCCUCUGAAGAGUCCUCCGAGCCUUCCACUGAAACCACUUCAGAAUCCCCAGACAUUACGCUAACCUCGUCUACAGAAACCACCACUGUUACUGCGGACAGCACUACACUUGUCACCAUCACAAGCUGUGAGGAUAACAAGUGCCAUGAAACCGAGGCUCCAACUGGUGUCACUAUCGUCACCGAAACCAUUUCCGGUGUCGUUACUUCUUACACCACGUACUGCCCAUUGACUUACCUCACCACCAAGACUUACACUGAGAAGAUCGUUUGUGUUACCGUCCCAUGUGAGGUUUGUGAAGAGGGUGCCACUACCAUCACCAAGACCAUCGUAUGUGAGGAUGAGUGUUACGAUGUUAUUGUCACUCAGACAAAGACCAUUGUUACUGCUACUGGUGGCUCAGUCAUCACUACUGGUAUUGCUAAGACGUACGGUACUGGUGCCGAGGCCACUGUUACAACUGUGACUGUUGUUAGCACUGUUGGUGGUUCACCUCUGACCACUGUUGCCGUUGAAAGCUACGGUGUUGCUGUUGACGAGGUUGUUAUCACCAAGUCCGAGACUGCUGAGGUUGUUGUCGGUGGUAGUACUACUUACUCAGUUUCCGAGGUUGUCGAGACCACUAAGGUCACUAACACCGUCACUUUCGAGGCUGCUUCUUCCACUGAAUCUGGAUCUUCUGGUUCCUCUGGUGAAGCUGGAUCAUCAGGUUCCUCAGGCGAAUCUGGAUCAUCGGGUUCCUCUGGUGAAGCUGGAACCUCUGGCGAAUCUGGAUCAUCUGGAACCUCUGGCGAAUCUGGUGAAUCUGGAACCUCUGGCGAAUCUGGAUCAUCGGGUUCCUCUGGUGAAGCUGGAACCUCUGGCGAAUCUGGUGAAUCUGGAACCUCUGGCCAAUCUGGAUCAUCGGGUUCCUCUGGUGAAGCUGGAACCUCUGGCGAAUCUGGUGAACCUGGAACCUCUGGCGAAUCUGGUGAACCUGGAACCUCUGGCGAAUCUGGUUCCUCUGGAACCUCUGGCGAAUCUGGUGAAUCUGGAACCUCUGGCGAAUCUGGAUCAUCGGGUUCCUCUGGUGAAGCUGGAACCUCUGGCGAAUCUGGUGAAUCUGGAACCUCUGGCGAAUCUGGUUCCUCUGGCGAAUCUGGAUCAUCGGGUUCCUCUGGUUCCUCUGGUUCCUCUGGUUCCUCUAGUGAAGCUGGUUCCUCCGGCUCUUCCACCACCGCGGAUAUCUCUGCUUAUGAAGGUGCAGCAUCUAAGAAGUCGGUGAUUUCAGCUCUUUCUGCCCUUAUUUUCGCUGUUGCUUUGAUUUGAUUUCAGAUCGCUUGCAACACGCUCUUUCACUUCGAAUUGGAUUCUUUUGUAACGCUUUUUGAUUUCGAAAUUUGUUCAAGUUUCCAGCGUAUUUCCAUUCCAUUGGGGCUCAUUAUUUUAUUUCUUCUCUAUAGGUGGUCUUGAGUCCCAGGAUCUGCGUUCCGAUACAUUGUUUUGUGUUGUUGUACCUAUAAUAUAUCUUUUACUUCUAAAUCAAAUGUAUUUCAAAACACCAUUGAGUUCCAGACGAUAGAAGGCCAUACUCAUGAAUCAAACAUAUGUGACUCAAAGACGUGGAACAGAGGUCGUCGGUCCAUGUUUAACAGACUGUAAAAUCCACAAGAUCAACAAACAUUGUACAGAGUUGAAUGUAUAACACCUAACCCAUUUUAGAAGAGUACAAU